AUGCAAGAACCACAUUCAACACCCGCUACCUCAUCUAAGCCUCGUCGCAGACCUGGUAGAGGUAAAAGACAUCAGCAGGAAUAUGGAAAUGAAUUUCAACAACAAUCUGAGCCUAUUGACAAUGAUUCGCGGCCAUUCUCCUUAAGAGGUCGUCCUCAGAAUAAGGGCAAAAACAAGGACCUCCAGAAUGGAGCCCGCGCGUUUUCAACCUUGAACACACUACGCAACGCUGCCUCAGCUACGGCGGCAGAGGCAGAAGUUCCUACAUCAGAUGGAGAUGCGGUAGAAACGCUCCCAAGUAUCCCUACGCCGGAAGAUACGCCGUUAUUUACCGACCUAGCAAAGGGCAACCUCAUUGAUCCCGUCUUGUUACAGACAAUCGCGGAGGAUUUAAACUUUAAACACAUGACACCGGUCCAAGCAGCCACUAUUUAUCCUCUCCUCAAAGAAAACUGCGAUAUGUUGGCACAAGCUAAAACUGGAACGGGAAAGACUAUCGCAUUCUUACUGCCUGCUAUCCAGAAGAUAAUCCAUAGACCUGAUCAUCUAAGAGGCUCGGUCUCUCUCCUUGUCAUCUCACCUACCAGAGAGCUAGCAAUGCAGAUCGCCAAGGAGGCACGCGCCUUGAUGCAACGUCUAAAGAAGUUCAAGGUGUGCAUCGCUAUCGGUGGUACGAACAAAAAUGAGGAGGAGAAAAGAAUCGCGGGAGGUUGCGAUAUCUUGGUAGCCACUCCUGGUCGACUCAACGAUCACCUUACCACGCCAGACAGCUCGGUUAAGCGCAGGCUACAGAGUGUUGAUACCUUGGUCUUAGAUGAAGCCGAUAGACUCCUUGACAUGGGCUUCAUCGACCCCAUAAAGAAGAUUAUCCAAUGCCUUCCUCCUAGGUCUUUCAAGCAGAGGCAGGGUAUGCUCUUCUCUGCCACCGUUCCCCAACGCGUGAAACAGGUGGCUAGCUUAGCCUUAUCCCAGGACUACAAGACCAUCUCUACCAUCAAUGAAGGCGAGCUUAACACACACGAGCGUGUUCCCCAGAAGCUCAUCGUAGCCAACACCUUUUCCGACGUAGGAGCUAUAUUGCUAAGUGCAUUGCGCCGAGAGCGCAAACAUGUUGGCCCCGAUACAUUCAAAGCUAUAGUGUUCGCACCGACAGCACGCCAGGCCGAUUUCUACGCACAAGUCCUAGAGAAAUGCCCUGGUUUACCUUCUAUUACCACCCUCCACUCUCGAAUGACGCAAUCCAAACGAACCAACAUCACAGCUGCGUUCCGCGAGGCGAAAAGCCAAAUCCUCGUCGCCACCGACGUUAUCGCUCGAGGCAUGGACUUUCCAUCAGUCACAAACGUCUUCCAAGUAGGUGUCCCCUCGGAUAAAGAAUCUUAUGUCCACCGGCUAGGACGAACUGCCCGUGCGGGCGCAGAAGGACGAGGCACUUUCAUUAUCACUUCACACGAACUUUACUUUCCAAAACGGAUAUUGAGCAAUAUCAAGUUCGAGGAGGAAGAAACAGCCGACGUCAGCGCCGCCGAGGAAUUCCUAAAGAUUGCCAAGAGUUUAGGCCCAGAAACCCAUGGAAAGACGUAUCAGGCAUGGCUAGGCUUUUAUAAAUCUCUCUGCAAACCGUUGGGCUGGGACGAUAAUCGACUGGUACGGGAAGCUAACAAACUGGCCCUAAAUGGCAUGGGCGCACCCGAAAUCCCGUCGUUACAGAAGAGCACGGUCGGAAAGAUGGGAUUGAAGGGCGUUUCGGGGCUUAACGUCCGUCCAAACGACCCUAAGGAGAAACGUGGGGGAGAUGGCGACAAUUCGGGUACGCAGGAUCUCAAACGGCCUCGAACCGGAGCAUAA
Annulohypoxylon maeteangense is the source of this 1848-nucleotide messenger RNA. Its product is annotated as DEAD-domain-containing protein. The record is from RefSeq and is a predicted model, not a curated record. NCBI's taxonomy places the organism in Eukaryota, Fungi, Ascomycota, Sordariomycetes, Xylariales, Hypoxylaceae. The coding region runs from base 1 to 1848 and encodes 615 amino acids. Gene Ontology annotation, cellular component: mitochondrion. Gene Ontology annotation, molecular function: nucleic acid binding; ATP binding. The transcript has a single exon.